This is a messenger RNA of Melampsora larici-populina 98AG31, 2298 nucleotides long. RefSeq lists its product as uncharacterized. The record is from RefSeq and is a predicted model, not a curated record. The transcript has 6 exons. Gene Ontology annotation, molecular function: RNA binding; ATP binding; RNA helicase activity. Gene Ontology annotation, biological process: mRNA splicing, via spliceosome. Bases 1 to 2298 code for a protein of 765 amino acids. Lineage: Eukaryota; Fungi; Basidiomycota; Pucciniomycetes; Pucciniales; Melampsoraceae. Gene Ontology annotation, cellular component: catalytic step 2 spliceosome.
AUGGGACCAUCCCCGGCUGUAAAGGCCGCUGCCGGCGUCUUGAUCUCCUCCAGUUCUUCAUCUACACUUCGAACCAAUGGAAACAAACAACCUCUUUCAAUCGAGAGUCUACUUGCGCAACAAAAAGCUGAAAAGGAAGCGGCUAGUAAGCCAAAGUUCUUGUCAAAGGAGGAACGAGCGACACUUGCUAUUGAGAAGCGGGCUCAAGAGGUUGCUGCUGAAAAAGCAAGACUAGCAGAAGCAGCGGCUAAACGUGACGAACUUGAACGAAGUGCUCGAGAAUCUAAAUACGGAUCUUACUCUACUGAUGCAACUGACUCAAGCUCAACAUCAAACAAUGCAGCGAGCAACUCUAUGCCACCACCCAACUUUCCCGCCUCUGCCUCACUUCCCGAUAUGAAGGGCAAUAGUGUACUCCCCAACAACGGUCCCAUGCUCGGCACUGCCCCUCCACCUGCCUUGAACCAGAAACUCUUGAUGGCUCGUUACUUGGGUCAACCGGAUAAUAAGAAGCGCCGGAUUCGCAAGAUGUCAGACAAGAAAUUUGUGUUUGAUUGGGCCAAAGAUGAAGAUACUGCUCUUGAAGAAGUCGAUCCACUCUACGCCGUCACAGCACCUCCAAUAUCUGCGCCAAUUGUCGGCCGGUUUGGUCUGUACGGAAACGGCAAGCUGGCCGGUAUCGAUCCAGCAGCCCAAUCCGUCCGUAACCACUCGAGAACGACUUACCAGACCCGGUAUAAUCCUGACGAUGAAGUACUCACCUCAACUCCAAUGUCAACAGGAUCUAAACGAAGUUCAGCUGUGAUCAAUGAAUUGCACUGGAGUCAGAAACCGCUGGAAGCUAUGCGUGAACGAGAUUGGAGAAUCUUUAGAGAAGAUUUUUCAAUCGCUGCUAGGGGUGGUAACAUACCCAAUCCAAUGCGUUCAUGGGAUGAAUCCAAGAUUCCGAUGCAAAUCUUAGAAAUCAUUGAUGAAGUGGGCUAUAAAGAACCAUCACCUAUUCAACGACAAGCUAUCCCACUGGGGCUCAACAAUCGAGAUUUGAUUGGUAUUGCGGAAACUGGAUCAGGAAAAACGGCAUCCUUUGUGAUUCCAAUGUUAACAUACAUUGGAAAGCUAGCUCCACUCACGGACGAAAAUCGACAUUUAGGUCCUUAUGCACUCAUACUCGCACCCACACGUGAGUUGGCUCAACAGAUUGAAAGUGAAACAAACAAGUUUGCACUCCGGUUAGGUUAUCGUUGUGUAUCGAUUGUAGGAGGAAAAGCAAUGGAAGAGCAGGCAUUGAACAUGAGGGAUGGGGCGGAGAUCAUCAUUGCAACCCCGGGUCGAUUGAAAGAUUGUAUUGAGAGACAUGUGCUUGUGUUAGGUCAGUGUACAUAUGUAGUGAUGGAUGAAGCAGAUCGAAUGAUCAAUUUAGGAUUUGAGGAAGUAGUCAACUUCAUUCUUGAUCAGUUACCACUCAGCAACCUCAAGCCUGACACUGAGGAAGCAGAAGACUCUGCGAAAAUGACCAGUUUCAUUGGAGGAAUCGAAGGAUUCGAUGUCAGUGGCAUCAAGGGACUCUAUCGUCAGACGGUGAUGUUUUCAGCUACAAUGCCACCAGCUGUCGAACGAUUGGCACGGAAAUACUUACGAAGGCCAGCAGUCGUAACGAUUGGUGUAGCAGGUCAAGCUGUUGACACAGUUGAUCAACAAGUCGAAUUCUUACCAAAUGAAGAUAAGAAACGUGGAAGAUUAUUAGAAGUCUUGAACCAAGGUCAUACACCUCCGAUCAUUGUGUUUGUCAAUCAAAAGAAAACAGCAGAUCAACUUGCCAAAGAUAUCUCUCGAGCUGGUUGGUCUACGACUACACUUCAUUCUGGAAAGAAUCAAGAGCAAAGAGAGGCUGCUCUUGCUUCACUGCGAGCGGGUGAGUCGGAUAUCUUGGUGGCAACUGACUUGGCAGGACGUGGUAUCGACGUACCGAACGUCAGUUUGGUGGUGAACUUCCAAAUGGCCGGAACCAUCGAGGCUUACGUGCACAGAAUUGGUCGAACUGGACGUGCCGGUAAAGUCGGUACUGCAAUCACAUUCCUGACAAAUGAUGAUGCAGAUGUACUCUAUGAUCUUAAGCAAGAGAUCACUAAGAGUCCUGUAUCUCGCUGUCCGCCUGAAUUAGCAAAACAUGAGGCAGCUCAAUCAAAAGUAAGAUAUCAUCUAUUCACGUCCAGAGUGAUCGAUACUGAAGUUUCAAUCUUUUUUUCCUCGAAACUUUUAGAUGUCUGCCGCCAUGAAACGAAGGGCCGCAGAUCUUGA